Molecule: messenger RNA, 1249 nt
Organism: Daldinia caldariorum
Lineage: Eukaryota; Fungi; Ascomycota; Sordariomycetes; Xylariales; Hypoxylaceae
Product: Mov34-domain-containing protein
Exons: 2
Coding region: 1-1101 (366 amino acids)
Biological process (GO): translational initiation
Cellular component (GO): eukaryotic translation initiation factor 3 complex, eIF3m
Molecular function (GO): translation initiation factor binding; translation initiation factor activity; metallopeptidase activity
Source: RefSeq, a predicted model, not a curated record
AUGGCCGUGGAUACGGAACCGUUUCUUCAUCUGUCGCGACCUCUGGCACCGACGUUGAAUUUCCACAGCAAUCUUUCCCCGCUCUCCGUUAAUAUCCUACCACAAGCCAUCCUCUCCAUCCUUGACCAUGCCACCCGCCGCGACCUCCGCCCCGCGCCGACGAGCUCGUCGCGCGUCAUCGGCGCCCUCGUGGGCACCCGGUCCGAGGACGGCAGCGAGGUGAGCGUGGCGUCGUCGUUCGCGAUCCCGCACACGGAGAACGAGGACCAGGUCGAGGUCGACGUCGAGUACCAGAAGAACAUGCUGUCGCUGCACCUGCGCGCCCACCCGCGCGAGGUCCUGCUCGGCUGGUACACCACCUCCCACGAGCUCAACUCCUUCAGCGCCCUCAUCCAGAACUUCUUCGCCAGCCCCGAGACCGGAACCUUCCCCCACCCGGCCAUCCACCUCACCGUCUCCGCCGAGCCCGGCACCCCCGUCCAGACCAGGGCCUACAUCUCCGCCCCCAUCGCCGUCAACGCCGAGCGCGCCUCCGAGUCCUGCCUCUUCAUCCAGGUCCCCCACCGCCUCGUGUACAACGACGCCGAGCGCUCCGCCCUCGACCUGAUCUCGAGCGCGCGGGACGCCGAGGCCCGGGCCGCGCCCGUCAUCUCGGACGUGGAGUCGCUGACGCGGAGCCUCGAGCACGCGCAGGACCUGCUGGAGCGGGUGUCGGAGUACGUGGGCGGAGUGAUCGACGAGGAGCGGGAGCCCAACAACGCGCUGGGCCAGUACCUGAUGAGCGCGCUGUCGCUGGCCCCCAAGGUGGACCCCACCACCGUCGAGGCCGACUUCAACAACCACAUCCAGGACGUGCUCAUGGUCAGCUACCUCGCCAACAGCAUCCGCACCCAGAUCGACCUCAGCCAGCGCCUGGCCACCGCCGCCCUGGCCGCUGACGACGCCGGUAAGACCGACGGCAAGGAAGACGGCAAGGAAGGUGGCGACCGCAAGGGCGAGCGCGGCGAGAGGGGCCAGCGAGGCGGUAAGCGAGGCGGUCGUGGCGGUGGCCGAGGCGGCGGGCAACGGGAACCCCGUGAGCCUCGCGAGAACGGCGAGUGAAUCUAACUUCGCACAACACACGCCCCCUCCCUCCCGCCUCCCCGCCUCCCCAAAAUCCAGAAGCCGAGUAAUGAAUAAGAAGAGAUGUAAAAGUCCUACGUACGUUGCGAUGACCUGGGUUUAUCUCUGUGCUCUGUUAUUUUUGUUA